Molecule: messenger RNA, 2421 nt
Organism: Conger conger (European conger)
Lineage: Eukaryota; Metazoa; Chordata; Actinopteri; Anguilliformes; Congridae
Product: protocadherin gamma-A9-like
Exons: 2
Coding region: 1-2421 (806 amino acids)
Biological process (GO): homophilic cell-cell adhesion
Cellular component (GO): plasma membrane
Molecular function (GO): calcium ion binding
Source: RefSeq, a predicted model, not a curated record
AUGGCUGAGAGGAAAGCCCAUCGUUGGAUCGAGCGGCGCGUCAAGUGCGCAGUAUUCCUGCUCGCUGUCGUGCAGGCCUCUUUUGGAGACAUUCGAUACUCUGUUCCAGAGGAGACAAAGAAUAAAUAUGUCAUCGGUAGCCUGACUAAGGACUUCAAUCUGGAUUUCAAACUCCUGGCAGCUCGGAAACCCCGCGUGGAUUACCAGGGUGAGAGGCGAUAUUGUGGAAUAGACCUGACCACCGGAGAUCUCAUUGUUCUCGAAAGAAUCGACAGGGAGAAGCUAUGUGGGCAAACAAAAACGAACAAACCUUGCAUUCUGAAUUUUGAGUUCAUUCUGGAGAAUCCACUGGAGCUGCAUAACAUUGUCGUAGAGGUAACUGACAUUAACGACAACCCUCCUGUUUUUUCCAAAGAUGUGAUUAAAUUGGAAAUUGGUGAGGCUGCACCAAUCGGGAGUCGCUUUCAAAUACCUACCGCUCGCGACCUGGACGUCGGAAUAAAUUCGGUUCAAAAUUACAUUCUGGGAAGGAGUGAGCACUUUGUGCUGGAUGUCCAAAGCAAUACACAGCGGGGGAAAUAUGCAGAACUUGUUUUGAAACAUACCCUUGAUCGAGAAAAGGAAGGGGAACAUACGCUAUUAGUGACUGCGGUUGAUGGAGGCAACCCUUCCAGAUCUGGCACAGCCACCGUUCACAUUCUCGUCAUGGAUUUCAAUGAUAACGCUCCUGUAUUUCAACAAACUGUUUACAAAGUUAACUUGCUUGAAAAUGCACCGGCGGGGACGUUUAUUGUAAAGGUUAGUGCCACUGAUAAAGACGAGGGUGCAAAUGGGGCUGUAAGUUACGAUUUUAACCACGUUUCUGAAAAUUCGAAGCGGUUAUUCCACAUUGACGAAAAAAGCGGUGAGUUGAAAGUCAUAGACAAAAUUGAUUAUGAAGAGGCUUCAUCUUAUGAAAUCGAAAUACAAGCUGAGGAUGGAGGAGGCCAAACUGGCCAUUGUAAGGUUUUAAUUCAAAUCACAGAUGUAAACGAUAACGCACCAGUAAUAACGGUCAAAUCAGCAUUAAACCCGAUUCCUGAGAAUGCCCCAACGGGUACGGAAAUAGCUGUGAUAAAUGUGAAAGACUUGGAUGACGGAGACAACAGUAGAGUCCAUUGUUUCCUGUCUGAAAAUAUGCAUUUUACGUUACAGUCAUCGAUCAAAAACUACUUCACUUUAGUAACCAAAGCGGUUCUUGAUCGUGAGGAAGUUUCUGAGUUCAAUAUCACCAUAACCGCCACUGAUGGAGGUUCUCCUCCGCUUUCUACAGACGCUGUUUUAAAUUUCAAAAUAUCGGAUAUUAAUGACAACCCUCCUGCGUUUGAUGAGCAGUCGUACAGUGCCUAUGUGGUUGAAAAUAACAAACCCGGUACCUCUGUCAUUGCUAUAAGGGCAAGAGAUCCAGACUGGAGACAAAAUGGCACUGUGUCUUACGCUCUAUUAUCUGGUGAGGUCAGUGGUGUUCCUGUGUCCUCGUUUGUAUCCAUUAAUGGAGACACCGGAGUGAUCCACGCUGUCAGAUCAUUUGAUUAUGAGCAGUUCAGAAGCUUCAAAGUGCAGGUCGUUGCCAGAGACAACGGUUCCCCUCCACUCAGUAGUAACGUGACAGUGAGUGUGUUCAUAACAGAUCAGAAUGAUAACUCUCCACAGAUAUUAUACCCUGCUCCUCUGGGGAAGUCCAUCAUGACCGAGAUGGUCCCCAAAGCUGCUUACGCCGGAUCACUGGUUUCCAAGGUGAUUGCUGUGGAUGCAGACUCUGGACAGAACGCAUGGCUGUCCUAUCAGAUCAUGAAAUCUUCUGAUCCGGGUCUUUUCACUAUUGGUCUCCACAGUGGAGAGAUCAGGGCGCUGCGGGACAUUUCUGAAUCUGAUACCAUGAAACAGAACCUUGUUAUUUCAGUGAAAGAUAACGGACAACCCUCUCUCUCUACAACAUGCUCAGUGUAUUUGCUAAUUUCUGACAACUUAGCCGAAAUUCCACAGUUGAAAGAUAAGUCUUAUGACGAGAGCAAUUCCAAACUAACUUCAUAUUUGAUAAUCGCUCUGGUGUCCGUUUCAACAUUCUUUCUGACGUUCAUUAUUCUGAUCGUGGCCGUGAGGUUUUGCCGUAGAAGAAAGCCCCAACUGUUGUUUGACGGCGCGGUAGCUGUUCCAGGCGCAUAUUUCCCUCCCAACUACGCGGAUGUUGAUGGAGCAGGAACCCUACGCAGUUCUUACAAUUAUGACACGUAUUUGACGACUGGCUCACGCACCAGUGACUUCAAGUUCGCGAGAUCUUAUAAUGACGUCACUCUUCCCGCUGAAAAUACACUGAAGAGGAGUCCAAAUGGAAACAGUGAAGACAUGGACAUCACCGGAAAUGGAUCCAAAUAUGGAUAA